GCGGUGCGGUGCGCCGCUGACUGGUGGACUGACGGGUCGCGAGUGGGAAAUCCGCCCCGCUCGUGCGACCGAGUGGUGCACGUAUAUAACCGCACCGCUGGCCGGUAGCCCCACCAGUCGACUGUCAGCUCCGGAGCGAACCCUCAGCCAACACAGACUCGAACACGAUGAAGGUGGCCGUGGUUCUGACGCUGCUCGCCGCGCUCCUGGCCGAGCCCUGCUGCGGCCAAGGAGGUUUCUUCCCCCGGCCUGGCUUUGCCCAGGGAUCGGGAGGUGCCAACCUGCUCCAGGCGCAGCAGAGCGGACCUUUCGGAGGCAGCAGCAACCAGUUUGUGUCGUCAAACGCCAAUAGUGUGCUGGUCGGACCGGGCAGCUCGUCCAGUUUCGGUGCCGGCGUCGGCUCGCAGUCUUCCGGUCCUUUCGGCGCCUCCCAGCAGGGGUUCACCACCGGCGGCUCGAACCAGCAGAGCUUUGGAGCAUUCGGCAGAAGGAAGUGAACACGCAUCUUUUGAAACAUCUUUUAGCCCUCAUCUUUUGAAACAUGAUGCGAAACGGAUAAAGUUCCCCGAAGACCAGUUUUUGUCAUGGCGUCUGAAGCGUUUGAUGUCUCGGCGAAGUAGUUCGAAAAAAGUAUGAACCUCGCCGAAUGGUGUUGAAUGAAGAGUGUGUUGAUGUGUUACAGAGUGCAAUACCAAGCUGAUUGUGAAAUGAAUGCAGCUGUGUUUUAUUGACCGUUUGAGCUUGUGCCCGAGAUGAUUGUAGGGAAGCUGUUACAGACUGGCCCUGGUCACUCUUGUUACUGCAGAAUGAAUCCUUUCAUUGAAAACUGCCUACAUGUUUUAUAUUCCAUGGUGAAUAAAUCAUACAUUUUGCAUA
Messenger RNA from Amphibalanus amphitrite, 876 nucleotides. RefSeq lists its product as uncharacterized. Lineage: Eukaryota; Metazoa; Arthropoda; Thecostraca; Balanomorpha; Balanidae. The record is from RefSeq and is a predicted model, not a curated record. The transcript is spliced from 3 exons. Bases 168 to 497 code for a protein of 109 amino acids.